AUGUGUCAGUGUGUUUGGGAAUUAUUGAGUAUAGAAAAAUCUUUCAUGAAGCUAAAUGAUAGCUGUGGAAAGAAUUCUAUAUAUAAGAUUUCUAAUAAUGAUGAAUUUGAUAACUUUAAUGAUUCUAAAAUAGUCACAGAGAAAGUUGACUAUGAUUAUACAGAUGAAUUAUCAAAACAUUCCAAAAUGAUAAAAGAUAAAAAUAAAUUAAAGUUUAAAAAAAUUAUGAAUAAAUUUUUUAUUUCAGAUAUUUCGAAAUACGUUAAAGCAUACGUAAAAAAAAAUGAUAGCAAUAUUAGAAGUGAAAUAGGAAUUACAUCAAAAAAAAUUCCCAUAUCAGAAGAAGAAAGAUUCUGGACAAAUAGUUAUAUUUAUAAUUUUAUAAGUCAUUGUUUACUUACAUAUAAUGACUGUAAACACUAUAUAGUUAUAACAGGUAGUAAAAAUUUGAUUCAGAAAUUAACAGGAACUGGUUAUGGGUACUAUGGUGUCUAUUUUACAGAUGGAAAAAAAAUAGGAGGAUUAGGAAAUUUAUUUAUAAAUAUAAAACAAGUAAGGCAUAUAAGUUUUAGUAUUAUGAGAACGUUACAAACAAAAACGACAUCAGAUAGAUCUGCAUCUAAUAAUGAUGAAGCAUGUAGCUUUAUUAUUAUGAUGUAA
Molecule: messenger RNA, 660 nt
Organism: Plasmodium gallinaceum
Lineage: Eukaryota; Apicomplexa; Aconoidasida; Haemosporida; Plasmodiidae
Product: conserved Plasmodium protein, unknown function
Exons: 3
Coding region: 1-660 (219 amino acids)
Source: RefSeq, a predicted model, not a curated record